AUGGCUUCUGAUUAUUUGUGGUUUGAAGGCAUUCCUUUCCCCCACACGGGAUACAGAAUUGAAGAUAUUAGAUCUAUCAGAGAUGAAUUUGUGGUGAGGGAUGAAGAUGUUAUUACACUUUCUUACUCAAAGUCAGGAACCAAUUGGGUGAUUGAGAUCGUCAGUACAAUCCACACCAAUGGAGAUCCCAGCUGGGUCCAAUCUGUUGCCAAAUGGUUUCAUUCACAGUGGAUAGAAACAUCAGCUGGGUAUGAAUGUGUAAAGAAUAUGAAAGAACCACGAUUCUACACCUCACACCUACCCAGUCAAUUAUUUCCCAAGUCGUUCUUCAACUCCAAGGCCAAAGUUAUUUACGUAAACAGAAAUCCGAGAGAUGUUCUUACUUCUGGUUUUUAUUACUGGAGAACAGUUAACUAUGUAAAACAUCCAGAGACGUUUGAACAAUAUUUUGAAUGGUUUCUUCAGGGAAAUGUGGUAUUUGGAUCAUGGUUUGACCAUAUCCAUGGCUGGCUGCAAAUGAGAGGAAAAGAGAACUUCCUGAUGAUAUCAUAUGAGGAGCUACAUCAGGACAUAAGAGCCAGUGUAGAGAAGAUCAGCCAGUUCUUGGGCAAGAAGCUAGGCCCUGAAGAACUCAACUCUGUCCUCAAAAAUGUAUCCUUUGAGGUCAUGAAAAAUAAUAAAAUGAGCAAUUUUUCCCUACUACCAGAUAGAUUUAUGGAUCACAGCAAAGGAAAAUUGAUGAGAAAAGGAGUUAUUGGGGACUGGAAGCAUCACUUCACGGUGGCCCAGAGUGAAAUCUUUGAUAAAAUAUACGAGAAGAAGAUGGCGGGGCUUCCUCAAGGGCUUUUCCCGUGGGAAUCAUAA
Messenger RNA from Trichechus manatus latirostris (Florida manatee), 864 nucleotides. It is a transcript of the gene SULT2A1, whose product is annotated as sulfotransferase family 2A member 1. Gene Ontology annotation, biological process: sulfation. Lineage: Eukaryota; Metazoa; Chordata; Mammalia; Sirenia; Trichechidae. Gene Ontology annotation, molecular function: sulfotransferase activity. Gene Ontology annotation, cellular component: cytoplasm. Bases 1 to 864 code for a protein of 287 amino acids. The transcript is spliced from 6 exons. The record is from RefSeq and is a predicted model, not a curated record.